AGGAAAAUUCUUAACCUACACAUUAAGCUCACGUUAGAAUAUUGUUAUCCUCUCCAGUUCUCUUCUCCAUAUUAAGUGGUUUAGACGUCAUUUCGUGAUCUCUUGUUUUUCUCAGCAGCAGGCUCGCUAGAAAAUUCCUCAACCUAUAUUGUUUCAGGUUUUUCUGAACUUUUUGGAUAAUCGAAACGUAAUCAAGAAUUGGGAGUUUGUGGGACUGUGAUCCGGUACGAAAGUGAAGUCGCAGAACUCUCCAUAUACACUGAGUUGAAGUGAAAGCUGGCUGCAGCUUGGCAUGUGGGGGCGACAGCGUGAAUCAUACUCAAUGUAUAAGAGAAUGCCAUCAAAAGAUAAUCCAAACGUUGUAGAUGUAGAAGACAACUCAGCUCAUUUACUGGACAACUUUGAUCUGGAAACUACAAAUCCUCCAUGGAGGCUAUCUUUCCCCUACGUACUAGUGGCAACCAUAUCUUCAUUCUUAUUUGGCUAUCAUCUUGGAGUAGUUAAUGAACCACUAGAAAGCAUCUCUCAUGAUCUUGGUUUCAGUGGGAAUACCUUAGCAGAAGGUUUGGUAGUAAGUACUUGUCUGGCUGGUGCGCUUAUUGGAUCCUUAUUUAGUGGUUGGAUUGCUGAUGAAUUUGGCCGUCGAAGGGCUUUUCAGCUGUGUGCGUUGCCUAUGAUCAUUGGUGCUUCAGUGAGUGCGACAACUAGCACUCUUUUGGGUAUGCUUCUUGGAAGAUUCUUGGUUGGAACUGGAAUGGGUAUUGGGCCCCCUGUGGCAUCUCUUUAUGUAACAGAGGUUUCUCCUUCUUAUGUGAGGGGCACUUAUGGAGCAUUCAUCCAGAUUGCUACAUGUCUUGGACUUAUGGGAGCUCUGUUUAUUGGAAUCCCUGUCAAUGAGAUAUCCGGCUGGUGGCGCAUUUGUUUUUGGGUAGCUACAAUUCCUGCCGGAAUACUUGCCCUUGCCAUUGUCUUUUGUCCAGAGAGUCCACAUUGGCUGUAUAAGCAAGGAAGAAGUGCUGAAGCUGAAAUUGAAUUUGAGAGGCUUUUAGGUGGAGCACAUGUCAAAUAUUCAAUGGCAGAGUUGUCCAAGUUGGACAGAGGGGAUGACACAGAAACUGUGAAGCUUGAAGAAUUGCUUCAUGGCCGCCAAUUUAGAGUUGUUUUUAUUGGAUCAACCCUAUUUGCUUUACAACAGCUAUCUGGUAUAAAUGCUAUAUUUUAUUUCUCUUCAUCUGUAUUUAAAAGUGCGGGAGUAUCGUCCAAACUUGCAAAUGUCUUCAUUGGCAUAGCAAAUCUAUCAGGAUCUGUUGUUGCAAUGAUUUUGAUGGAUAAACUGGGAAGGAAAGUGCUCCUUCAGUGGAGUUUCUUUGGCAUGGCAGCAUCAAUGGCUCUUCAAGUCUUUGCUUCAAGUUCUUACAUGCAACAGACUGGAGCUUUAUACCUUUCUGUUGGUGGCAUGCUUCUGUUUGUCUUAACAUUUGCCCUGGGAGCUGGUCCAGUUCCAGGUCUUCUCCUUCCAGAAAUCUUCCCCAGUCGAAUUAGGGCCAAGGCAAUGGCAGUUUGUAUGUCAGUGCACUGGGUGAUAAAUUUCUUUGUGGGCUUGCUAUUCUUGCGACUACUGGAGCAACUUGGGGCACAGCUCUUGUACUCAAUGUUUGCAACCUUUUGCUUGAUGGCUGUGGUGUUUGUGAAAAGAAAUGUUGUGGAAACUAAAGGAAAGUCACUCCAAGAAAUCGAGAUAUCGCUUCUUCCACAGGAAUAGUAAAGGCCUUCUAUCCACCUUAAAGGUAGCAAACUCUUGUUAAAAAGUUGAGCAAUUUCUUCUCGUUUGAUGGUAGCUAAACAUAUGCCAGAAGACAUGAAGUUUAAGAAAUGGGUAUGUGAGAUAAAUAUGCAGUCUCAAAUAUGUAACCCCUGGUGUAUGAAAAGUUUGGGGUUUUAUAUCAUGUUCAUGCUUUAAGAUUUGUGUAUUUGAGGUGGAUUCAUUUUAAUGGACGGCUAUAUAUGUUAGUUAAUUUUUAUAAUUGCUAUUCAAAACCUAGAUCAGACAAAAUUAUGUACUUGAAUUGAAACUUUAUAUAGAGAAUAUAAUAGAUGUGCAAGUAGAAUGAA
Mangifera indica (mango) is the source of this 2112-nucleotide messenger RNA. Its product is annotated as probable plastidic glucose transporter 2. The coding region runs from base 293 to 1762 and encodes 489 amino acids. The record is from RefSeq and is a predicted model, not a curated record. Gene Ontology annotation, molecular function: hexose transmembrane transporter activity. NCBI's taxonomy places the organism in Eukaryota, Viridiplantae, Streptophyta, Magnoliopsida, Sapindales, Anacardiaceae. Gene Ontology annotation, biological process: monosaccharide transmembrane transport. The transcript is spliced from 15 exons. Gene Ontology annotation, cellular component: membrane.